CACAUGACUGGUAAACCCAACAAAGUAGUAGAACAUUACUUUUUAUGAAUCUAAAAAGAAGUUUCAUCUGAACAGCUGUAGUAAUAAACUUCCUGUAACCACUAGUAGUGCUGGUUUUCCAGGUUUCAUUUUCAAGGAAACAGUAACCUAAGGGGAGUUAACCCUGCUCAUAAACAAACACAGAGACCAGAAACCUAUCGGCAGCCGACAAAUGCAGGAGGAUGAAGAUGUCAAGAAGAGUUGUGAGUUGCUGUGUAGCACUGUUUCUUGCCCUCACCUCUGUGUCAGCUGUGCAAAGGCUCAAUUCAAUCAAUGAUUUGAAGAAAAUCAACUUUGGUCAGUCUGUACCCACACACAGUCUUGUGCUGCUCCACUGGUUUGCCAACACAGUUGAUAUUGACAAUAAUGAUGUCGUACGACUGACCUUUGAUCCAAAUGGAGAUUAUGGCUCACAUCAUUACGGGAACUUUGAGGGGCUGUUGGACCCACUGCCUCAUGGAAAUGUCAGAUACCGGUAUUACACUGUUGGUAAUGUCCACCAGGACACAUCUGUAACACUUCCAACGUAUGUUAUCCAUCCUCCGACAGAAUAUGCGAGAAGAAACUUAGACCGGAUAAUAUUCAGAGUAAGGGAGCACAACACAGGAAGGCAAGCUUGGCAGAGAGUUGAUCAAGUAUAUAUCACACAGCAUUAUGGAGACUCAAAUGCAGGGACAAGUUAUGAUCCAGAUUAUACCUACCGCAUCACUACUAACCUUUUAAGACAGAUCAGACUGUUUUCUGGGGAAGAAAACGACAGGAACUCACUAUCAGAGCUCAGAGAUCACUUUGGAAGUAACAUUGAUUAUUUCCAGUUAAGGAACCUCACAAACACAUGGGGUAACCUUGCUUGCCUUGGACUGCUGUUGUUUAUUGUGAUCCAGGAAAAGAACUUGUGUAAACAACAAAACAACAGAUCCCAGCGUGCGGCAAAAAGAGAAGCACCCAAUGUUGUCAUCAGUUUUCCAGAUAACAGACUAAACCACAGUGCUCAUGUUUCAGUGUCCUUUGGAGAGCUCUUGCCUCAGGAUAACGCAACACUUGAGGUGGCAACCCGCACAAACGGAAAAGCCAGGAUUCUUUGGAGCAAUGUUAAUAGAGAUCGUCUAACAGAAGGUGUGAUGGUGGUGCUUUUUAAGGACAAUAAGGGCCAGGAAGCCAUCGAUUACAAAUCGAUUGAUGGCAGAGAAGGCAGUUACAACACCUCAAUACCCCUGAAUGAUGGCCUGCAGGUCCGACUUCAUAAGGUGAAAAAACAGUGCUGCUUUUGGACGGGCGUUGGAGAGGAGAUUUGCAGAGGUCCAGAGUUUAAAAAUCCAAAAGCAGUGAAUAUAACAGGCUACCAGGCAAGACUACAAGUCUUCGUAAAGGAUGGUAAAGCUUGUGCUCGCUUAUAUGUUGACAAGUCUUUCAAAGAGUGGAGGUCAGAAUUUAACAAGUCUUGGGUUGGAUUCUACACCUCCGCAGAUAAAGGCACACAUGAAUAUGAAUGGUGGCAGUGGCAGUGGGCAACUAAAUUCACACCAUCCACUGAUUUUAGGAUAUCCUCUUAUGAUGUCUAUGAGUAUCGCUCGAGUAUGGCAAUAGCCCCAGGAGUCCAAGCACGAUUCAUACUCAGUGAUGAAGUAGUUAAAGCAUGCACUCCCAGCUGGACAUGAUGAGGACUAUUAGUGAGAAAAUGAGGCCGACAACAAAAUGUUUUUAAAGACAUCUGCUUCAUAACAAAACUGAAAUAAUUCUUUGACCAAGGCUAUGUAGACAUGAUUUGUAUUUCCCUCAAAGAUGCUGUUUCCAUUGUAUGUGUUGUUUUGCCUCCUCAUGUUUAAUUGUAUUUUCUACUAUAUCAGCUACUUAUUUUGUGAAUACUGUUAAGUAAAGAUUGAUAUAUAGGUCUGGCGAAAUAGGCUUGUGAUGAAAGACCAAAUACCAUAAUUCACCCAUCUCAAACCAUGUGCUAUGACAGACUGAGUCUUCAAGAUUUCAGACCAACUCAAUCAGUCAUUCAACUUCAUAUUACUUUAUAGGACCAGAGUGAAAUCUCUGAUGUGAUCAGCACAUGAGGUAAUAAAGCCUGCAGACUCUGACCUCCAUGGCAUAUGUUGAGACACCUGCUGUAAAUAAGCCUGUUUCAACAUCUGAAUGAAUUAUAACCUGCCUGCAAAUUUACAAAGACAUCACAUGACAUCAAAAACCUAAUGAUAGUUUGAACAUUUAUGUGAUAUGAAGAAUGUAUUUCCUGAUGUGUGUUUCACCAAAAAUACAGCUGGAUAUAUUGAGCAUUACUGUAUGUUUACAGUACAAAACUGCAGCUUGUUAACAAUAUAAAUCCUUUGUACAGAAAUAGCUGAACUGAAAAAAAAUGUCUCUUACAGUAUAUCAUGCACUGCUCUGCCAUGGUCAUAAAGUCCCAGGCUUCAUUCGUGAAAUGAUGUCGUGCUUGAACAUGUCUAACUUCAUAGUAAUGACUCACUGCUGACCAUUCUAUGUUUGGCAGAGAUUUUUAUGAUAUAAAUUAGGAAUGAAAUUAAUUUGAUAUAAAAGGAUUGUAGCAAUUCUUUUUUAAACAGGGUGGUACUUUUUUUAUAGUUUUGUAUUUUUUCUGGUGUGUUGACAUCUGUCUAUUAAACUAUAUAUUAUUAGUCAAACUCAUGUUAAUGUUUUAAUUCUAUAAACAAGGAAACUAGAUGUACACAAGUUAGAUGUGGAAAAACAUGAAGACAGGGGAGUGUCUUUUAACAGAAUGCACUGUAUUCUUCAUCCAAAACACACACACACACACACCCACACACAGAUAAAUGAUUUAUCAGUGAGACCAUUUCUAUCCCUUGUGACAUGCACACGUCCUUGUUUCUAGCCAAGACCCAGAGAGGCCUAUCAAAAGGCCUUUAUACUUGUGUUAAAGAGAUGAAUACUGUUUAAUUGUGGUGAAACCAGGAUAGUGCUCAGCAGGCCUGCACAAGACCCAACACAUCAUGAGAAAAUGAAUCAUCAUUAAAAACUGUUGCAGACUUAGCUUUAAGAAAUUCAGUCCAGAGCCAAGUAUUAAUGAUAAACAGGCACUGCUGUUUGAUUGGUCUGUAAAAAAGUUUAAAAGCGGAGACAUCCGAUCAUCUAUUUAUAAAAUGUUCCUAAAAAGUUAAGUAUAUAUGUUUUGUUGAUUACAGGUCAAUGUGUAGAAUAAUUUUUUUGGGUUGAUGAAUUCACUCAUUAAUUAUUGACAUUUGUGUGCAAAAACAUUUCUGUUUUGCCCAGUUUACUCUAUAUGCAGUGAGUCGUGCACUGAAACAAAGCACAAAAUCUGUUUAUAUAGCUUAUAGCUGCUCCAAUUCCAACUGUACUUCAACAACGGUAACUGGGUUAAGUUGCUUACAUGGCAAUUACAAUGAAAGUUGCAAAUAAAAAUGAUUUUCUCUGGCUUAAAUCAAUUCAUCUAGGAUUUGAAAAAAAU
This is a messenger RNA of Scomber scombrus (Atlantic mackerel), 3487 nucleotides long. RefSeq lists its product as uncharacterized. The record is from RefSeq and is a predicted model, not a curated record. The transcript has 2 exons. The coding region runs from base 222 to 1697 and encodes 491 amino acids. NCBI's taxonomy places the organism in Eukaryota, Metazoa, Chordata, Actinopteri, Scombriformes, Scombridae.